AUUCAAAAUAACUACAUGUUUUUCAUCUUCAUUAAACACUUUGGUUCACAAACUGAAUACUGUAUAUAACACGAUAAAAUCCAGGCAGCUCCUGCCACUAACAGCGCCUCGAAACUGAUCGUUAUGUCAAAGCAUUUAAGCUAUUCGCUUGAACAGGUACCACCGCAAAACAACUGUGUCGCCGAUGAGUUCGCAACGUCUCGUCAGCACUACAAUCAACUGAAUGCCUACGUGCCCUAUGUUGAACCGGCUAGUCAACAAUAUUCUGGACUGAAUGCGGUUACACGUCGGAGAAUUCAGAAUAGAGACGCUGCGCGAAAGUAUCGAAGCAAUCGAUCAACAAUCACAAAUGAAAGGCCAUCGCAAACCUAUGCUACGCACAAUGAACAAAGUUUGCCUAAAAUUAGAAACAGAGCAAUUCAACCUCGACCGUCACAAAAAGUUUUUACAUCCUUGAGUGAAGAGUUUCCAGCUCACAGGCCUCCAGCACAAACACACAGCGCAUACGCAGACUCAGCCGCAUCAGGAAGCAGCCAUGACGAAAAUAUUUUGCUCACUCCUCCAAAGUCUACUACAUCGUCAUCCAGCCGGCUGAGUGGAAGGUCACAAGAUAUUCCGGAUGAGUUCCACGACAUGCUAGUGGAAAAAAAGCUUCUAUCACACUUAGAUAGUGGAUUGGCAGACCUGAAUAAGGUACCGCCCUCGAUAGAGGCCUAUGGAGCUGUGUCGUGGCCCAACACAUCUCACUCGGACCAUUACCCUUUUAUGCCGGACAGCACCAGUGGCAACUUCUCAAUGACUUGGAGUGACAGCAGAGAGCGUUGGCCAACUUCAGACUGCACCCACCCACCAGUUCCUGCUGAAUCCAGGCAAAAUCCUAAAACGACCGCCUCUUUCACACUCUCUUACGUCGAUGAUCCCACGUAUGCCACACCACACAAUGAUGAAGUGUUAUCAAGUCACGACGACUCCGAUGGCGAUGAAAACUACCAGACCUCUCUACAUAUUGCAGCUAAGUGUGGCCAUGAGAGUAUGAUUGACAUGUUGUUGAAGAGCAGCAUUGCUGUAGAUCAUCCCGACAGCGAAGGAAACACGCCACUUCAUGUUGCUGUGUUGGGACGGAAUUUGGUCAUUCUGCAGCGUCUCCUCGAGUGCGGUGCAGAUCCAAACAUCAGAAACUUGAGUGGGUGGACGCCAGUCCACCUUGCAGUUCAGGCGGGUUCGGUGGAUGCCGUUCGAAUGCUGGUAAGCUAUGGAGGCGACCUGGGCAAGAAGGCUAGGCGAAAUGUUUAGAAUGUUUCAUUGCAUCACUCUACGCUAAAGAAUAGACAUAAGGGACGGGAAAUAUUUAUACAGGUUUCGUUGCGCUUCAAGAAUGCAAUUGACGGCUUACUUUGCUAUCCUAGUGACAUAAA
This is a messenger RNA of Talaromyces proteolyticus, 1415 nucleotides long. RefSeq lists its product as uncharacterized. NCBI's taxonomy places the organism in Eukaryota, Fungi, Ascomycota, Eurotiomycetes, Eurotiales, Trichocomaceae. The transcript has 3 exons. The coding region runs from base 124 to 1293 and encodes 389 amino acids. Gene Ontology annotation, molecular function: protein binding. The record is from RefSeq and is a predicted model, not a curated record. Gene Ontology annotation, cellular component: cytoplasm.